GGCAGCAGUGUGCGGAGCAGCUGAUGCUCCUGCGGUGCUAAAAAUAAUCAACUUUUAUUCGCUCCAACUCUCACCGUAUUGUGCUUCUUCUUCUUCUUCUUCUCCUUCUUCUGCCUGUGAACUUUAUUUCUUCUUCGUUUGUUUCAUAAUCCGGACAUCAGGAAUGACACGGAGCCAGUGAGGAGUUUUACUUUUCUGAGAUUGACCGCAGGUUUGUGUGCAGCAGCAGCAGCAGCGGCGGCGGCGGCCGGGCGGUGGCAUGGCCUUGGCGUUUUGCGGCAACGAAAACGGAACCAAUGCAUACAACGUGGAGCGCGGCGUGCUGGACAACGGCUGCUUCGUGGACGCGCUCAACCUGGUUCCCCACGUCUUCCUGCUCUUCAUCACCUUCCCCAUCCUCUUCAUCGGUUGGGGCAGCCAGAGCUCAAAGGUCCAGAUCCAUCACAACACAUGGCUCCAUUUCCCCGGACACAACCUCAGAUGGAUCCUCACCUUCUCGCUGCUGUUCGUGCACGUCUGCGAGUUCGCCGAGGGCAUCGUCUCCAACAAGAUGAUGAACACCAACCACCUCCACCUCUUCAUGCCGGCCUUCAUGGGGUUCAUAGCAGCUACGACAUCGGUGGUUUACUACCACAACAUAGAGACGUCCAACUUCCCCAAACUGCUGCUCGUCCUGUUCAUCUACUGGGUGUUGGCGUUCAUCACAAAGUCCAUUAAGCUCUGGAAGUUCGCAGUGCACGACGUCGGGCUGCAGCACCUCCGGUUCUGCAUCACGGCCCUGUUGGUGAUCCUGUACGGGCUGCUGAUGGCUGUGGAGAUCAACGUCAUCCGAGUCAGGAAAUACGUAUUCUUUGCAAACCCCCAGAAGGUGAAACCACCUGAAGACUUACAGGAUCUGGGGGUUCGUUUUCUGCAGCCGUUUGUCAACCUGCUGUCCAAGGCGACCUACUGGUGGAUGAACCCGCUCAUCAUCGGAGCCCACAAGAGGCCCAUCGAGCUGAAGAAGAUCGGCAAGCUGCCCAUCGCCAUGAGAGCGCUCACCAACUACCUCCGGCUCAAAGACGCCUACGAGGACCAGAGGACUGCAGAGGAUCCCGAUCGCAGCCCUUCGAUGUGGCGCUCCAUGUACCGAGCGUUCGGUCGCCCCAUCCUGCUCAGCAGCACGCUCCGUUACCUCGCCGACCUGCUGGGCUUCGCCGGGCCGCUCUGCAUCUCUGGCAUCGUGAAGUACAUGGACAAUGGAAAUAACACGGCGUCAAGCGAGAUUAGAAUCUUAGGAGUGUACUUCAUGUCCUCCUUCGAGCUGCUCCAGAACACGUCGGUCCUGGCCGUGCUCCUCUUCCUGGCUCUGGUCCUGCAGAGGACCUUCCUGCAGGCCUCGUACUACGUCACCAUAGAAACGGGGAUCAACCUGCGGGGAGCGCUGCUGGCCAUGAUUUACAACAAAAUCCUGCGUCUGUCCACCUCCAACAUGUCGAUGGGGGAGAUGACUCUGGGGCAGAUCAACAAUCUGGUUGCCAUAGAGACCAACCAGCUGAUGUGGUUCCUCUUCCUGUGCCCCAACCUGUGGGCCAUGCCCGUGCAGAUUGUGAUGGGCGUGAUCCUGCUCUACUAUUUGUUGGGCUGCAGCGCUUUGGUCGGAGCGUCCGUCAUCGUCCUGCUCGCUCCGGUCCAGUAUCUCAUCGCCACAAAGCUGGCGGACACACAAAAAAGCUCGCUGGAACACUCCACAGACCGGCUGAAAAAGACCUCAGAGAUCCUGAAGGGCAUCAAGCUGCUGAAGCUGUACGCCUGGGAGAACAUCUUCUGUGACAGCGUGGAGGAGACGAGAGGCAAAGAGCUCACCAGCCUCAAGACCUUCGCUUUCUACACGUCGUUGUCCAUUUUCAUGAACGCCGCCAUUCCCAUCGCUGCCGUUCUCGCGACGUUUGUGAUGCAUCAUUUCAUCGGGGAAACUGUUCCCAGUUCUUCUGAGGCCUUCGCAGCCUUGGCCCUGUUCCACAUCCUGGUCACUCCUCUCUUUCUGCUCUCCACUGUCGUCAGGUUCGCCGUCAAGGCUCUGGUCAGCGUCCAGAAGCUAGGCGAGUUUCUUCAGAGCGACGAAAUCGGAGACGACAGCUGGAGAAACGGAGACAUGUGUGUUUCUAUGGAAGCUGGAAAAAAACACCCUGGUGGGACCAAAGCCAUCAACAGGAAGAAGCCGAUGCGCUACCAGAUGGACAACUACGAGCAGCCGACGCGGCGAACGAUGAGACCCACGGAGACGGAGGAUGUGGCUGUAAAGGUGAGCAAUGGAUUCUUCACCUGGGGAAGCAACCUGUCCACACUGUCAGACAUCAACAUCCGCAUCCCUACAGGUCAGCUGACGAUGAUUGUAGGCCAGGUGGGUUGUGGGAAAUCGUCCCUGUUGCUGGCCAUGCUCGGUGAGAUGCAGACCAUCGAUGGAAGAGUCCACUGGAGCAAGCUGCCUGAUUGUGAGAUGGUCCACGAGGGGAACUUCAGGUACUUUCUCUCUCUGACCGAGGAAGACUUCCGGAGCAAGAACAGAAACUCUGUGGCCUACGCUACCCAGAAGUCCUGGCUGCUCAACGCCACAGUGGAGGAAAACAUCACCUUCGGCAGCCCCUUUAACAAACAGAGGUACAAGGCUGUGAUCGAUGCCUGCUCUCUGCAGCCAGACAUCGACCUGCUGCCUUUUGGAGACCAGACAGAGAUUGGAGAGAGGGGUAUCAACCUGAGCGGAGGUCAGAGACAGAGAAUUUGUGUGGCCAGAGCCCUCUACCAAAACACCAACAUCGUCUUCCUGGACGAUCCGUUCUCCGCUCUGGACAUCCACCUCAGCGAUCACCUGAUGCAGGAGGGAAUCCUCAAGUUCCUGCAGGAUGAUAAACGGACUGUAGUCCUGGUCACCCACAAACUGCAGUACCUCAUACACGCAGACUGGAUCAUAGCAAUGAAGGACGGCUCGGUUCUGAGAGAGGGGACUCUGAAGGACAUCCAGACUCAUGACGUGGAGCUUUACGAUCACUGGAAAACUCUGAUGAACAGACAAGACCAGGAGCUAGAGAAGGACAUCCAGCAGGACAGUCAAACAACCCUGGAGAGGAAAACACUUAGAAGAGCUUUUUACUCCAGAGAGGCCAAGAACCAAACGGACGACGAAGACGAAGAGGAAGAAGAGGAGGAGGAAGAGGACGACAACAUGUCAACAACCACUAACAGAAGAUCCAAAAUCCCAUGGAGGGUGUGCUGGCGUUACCUGUCCUCCGGAGGCUUCUUCAUGGUGUUCCUGAUGAUCUCCUCCAAACUCCUCAAACACUCUGUCAUCGUCGCCAUCGACUACUGGAUAGCGAAAUGGACUUCGGCCAAAACCAACCACAACGCCACGAUGAGCGGCAACAGCACGUUGAACGCUCAAACAGAGAACGACUCCUACUACCUGCAAGUGUUUAUCAUCCUUUGUGCGGCUGGAAUCACGCUAUGUCUCAUCACCUCCCUCACCGUGGAGUUUCUGGGUCUCUCUGCGGCGACCAACCUGCACCACAACCUGCUCAACAAGAUCAUCCACGCUCCCAUCAGGUUCUUUGACAUCACUCCUCUGGGUCAGAUCCUCAACAGAUUCUCAGCUGAUACCAACAUCAUAGACCAGCACAUUCCUCCGACGCUCGAGUCUUUAACGAGAUCCACGCUGCUGUGUUUGUCGGCCAUCGGGGUAAUCUCCUGCAUCACUCGGACCUUCCUCAUCGCCCUGGUACCUAUCGCGGUGGCCUUCUACUUCAUCCAGAAGUACUUCAGGGUGGCCUCAAAAGACCUGCAGGACCUCGAUGACUCCACUCAGCUGCCUCUGCUCUGUCACUUCUCUGAGACGGCGGAGGGUCUCACCACAAUAAGAGCCUUCAGACAUGAAGCUCGUUUCAAACAGCGCAUGCUGGAGCUGACUGACACCAACAACACGGCCUACCUGUUUCUGUCCGCCGCCAACCGCUGGCUGGAGGUCCGAACGGACUACCUCGGGUCGGUGAUCGUGCUCACUGCAGCCGUCUUGUCCAUCUGGAACGCAGAGCACGGAUCCGGCAACGGCCUGGUGGGCCUCGGACUCACCUACGCCCUCACUGUCACUAACUACCUGAACUGGGUGGUGAGGAACCUGGCCGACCUGGAGGUCCAGAUGGCGGCUGUGAAGAAGGUCGACAGCUUCCUCGGCACAGAGUCGGAGGACUACGAGGGAACUAUAGACUCCUCUCAGGUCCCUGAGAACUGGCCCCAGGAAGGUGAGAUAAAGAUCCAGGACCUGUGUGUGCGCUACGACCCCAUGCUCAAACCUGUGCUCAAACACGUCAACGCGUACAUCGAACCGGGACAGAAGGUUGGAAUCUGCGGUCGGACGGGCAGCGGGAAGUCUUCUCUGUCGUUGGCUUUCUUCAACAUGGUGGAUAUGUUUGAAGGAAAGAUCAUCAUCGAUGGGAUCGACAUCUGCAAGCUUCCUCUGCAGACGCUCCGGUCCAGACUCUCCAUCAUCCUCCAGGAUCCCGUGUUAUUUAGUGGAUCUAUCAGGUUCAAUCUGGAUCCAGAGAGGACGUGCACCGACGAUCGACUCUGGGAGGCGCUAGAGAUCGCUCAGUUGAAGAACAUGGUGAAAGCUCUGCCUGGAGGACUCGACGCGGUGGUGACAGAAGGAGGAGAAAACUUCAGCGUGGGUCAGAGGCAGCUCUUCUGUCUGGCUCGAGCCUUUGUCAGAAAAAGCAGCAUCCUCAUCAUGGACGAGGCCACGGCGUCGAUAGACAUGGCCACGGAGAACAUCUUACAAAAAGUUGUGAUGACUGCGUUUGCGGACAGAACAGUCGUCACGAUCGCGCACCGUGUCCACACCAUCCUCACACACGAUCUGGUCAUUGUGAUGAAGCGGGGGAACAUUUUGGAGUAUGACAAACCCGAGACUCUUUUGGAGCAGGAGGGCGGGAUGUUCGCUUCGUUCGUAAAGGCUGACAUGUAGACGACAACAACUGACAGACUGAUCAGUUGUUUCUUUUAUCGCUUCUGUUUUUUUCAUAAUGACGGGAGAAGAGAUCUGUGACUUUUCAGCACUAAGGUGAAGCCAAUAAUACACAGAGAAGCUUCUUGUUGUCUUCAGUUGAAGGCAAAUCUGAUCCAGAACCUCCAACAGAUCAUCUGUUGAUAUUUCUGAAGAGUUGUACUUGAAUCUUUCAGUCGGGCAAUUAAAUGCUGCCUUUUUUUUUUUUUUU
Molecule: messenger RNA, 5243 nt
Organism: Labrus mixtus (cuckoo wrasse)
Lineage: Eukaryota; Metazoa; Chordata; Actinopteri; Labriformes; Labridae
Gene: abcc9
Product: ATP-binding cassette, sub-family C (CFTR/MRP), member 9
Exons: 42
Coding region: 260-4993 (1577 amino acids)
Biological process (GO): potassium ion transport; transmembrane transport
Cellular component (GO): membrane
Molecular function (GO): ATP hydrolysis activity; ABC-type transporter activity; sulfonylurea receptor activity
Source: RefSeq, a predicted model, not a curated record